This is a messenger RNA of Sparassis crispa, 603 nucleotides long. Its product is annotated as Imidazoleglycerol-phosphate dehydratase. The record is from RefSeq and is a predicted model, not a curated record. The coding region runs from base 1 to 603 and encodes 200 amino acids. Gene Ontology annotation, molecular function: imidazoleglycerol-phosphate dehydratase activity. Gene Ontology annotation, biological process: L-histidine biosynthetic process. The transcript is spliced from 5 exons. Lineage: Eukaryota; Fungi; Basidiomycota; Agaricomycetes; Polyporales; Sparassidaceae.
AUGGAGCCUAGAAUUGCUACGCUCGAGCGCAAGACGAAUGAGACAGAGAUUAAGGUUUCCAUAAACCUAGAUUGUCAGCCCGGGACAGGGAAUGUGCAGGAGAUAUCUGUCUCUACGGGCAUCGGUUUCCUAGACCAUAUGUACCAUGCACUCGCUAAGCAUUCCGGAAUGUCAUUGACGAUGAAGUGCAAAGGCGAUCUCUGGAUAGAUGACCAUCACACUGCAGAUAACGCGAUUGCACUGGGUACCGCCUUCAAGCAGGCACUUGGAGAGGUCCGAGGCAUCCGUCGCUACGGCACAGGCUUCGCCCCACUAGACGAGGCCCUCUCGCGCGCGGUCAUAGACAUAUGCUCCAGACCCUACUGCGUGACAGAUCUCGGGCUCGAGCGGGAAAAAAUCGGCGACCUCUCUACUGAGAUGUUGCCCCAUAUAUUUUACUCGUUCUCUAUCGCCUCUGGGGUCACACUGCAUGUCGAUGUCUUGAAGGGAGAGAACGACCACCACCGGGCGGAGUCGGCCUUCAAGGCAGUGGCACUCGCGAUCCGCCAGGCGAUCGAGAGGACGGGCGGGAACGAUGUACCAAGUACGAAGGGUGUAUUGUAG